Acanthoscelides obtectus is the source of this 2709-nucleotide messenger RNA. NCBI's taxonomy places the organism in Eukaryota, Metazoa, Arthropoda, Insecta, Coleoptera, Chrysomelidae. The record is from the annotation of a GenBank genome assembly.
UUGCUACAGGCAACACAAUACUCUCGCCAGCUCCGAGGUCGGUCGGUAAUCGUAUCGUUCAAAUGAACGAACGACUCGUCGUAUGUCUCAAGACUAACAUAAAUCAAAUCCGAGCGAAUGUUAUAAUAUGGUUCAGGACACAGGUUCAGGAUGACGCACUGGCUAAUAACGCCAGUUACUCGAAUCCCUUAAACACGUUGGUUUUAACCGCGGUUUUGUUGCGAAUUGUUUAUUUUAGAAAAGCGCGUAUAUUUUUUAUUUUUAUUAUCACUUAAUAAUUGGUGCUUUUUCUGAUAACCAAACUCGCUUGAACGGAUCGGUAAAUAUCAAUCCAAAAUGGUAAAUACCAUUUUCAUUUGCUUAUUUCCUUGAAUUUGAUUAUGGUUACGUUCAAAAUGGCGGAUAAUCAUACGUAAUGCGAGGUUGUUUUAUCUUAUACAUCCGUACUAACCGUACUUAAUGCCUCCUUUCAUUUCUUGUUUUGUGAUUGCAAAUUAACUUUGUUUUGUCCCAGUUUUGACAAAAAUAGAAAUUGUAAUAUUCCAUUGCUCUGUUAAAUGUUUAUUUUUUCGAAAUGUUUGGAGUACCGGAUGAAAAACUGCCAGACUUCUGUAGAGAUGAACAAAGGGUUAACGUUUUAUUCGCUCCUUUAAGAAGUCGCCAAGCAAAUCCCAAAGAUUGGGAAACAAAAAUAUCACAUUGGAAAAUUUGCAUUAGAGCUUAUUGUGAAGCGAACAAAGUUUACUCUUUCACAUUAUCAUCCUUCACCAGUGUGUUUGUAAGAAAUGGUAGACCUCCGAGCUGUUUAAAGGAAGUGCUAGAGGAUAUGAAAAAUAAUGGUGAAAUUCAGUUGUUAGAAAUUUUCCUUAGGAGAAAUAAAAGUACUUGGAGCGGCUGGGCCACUGAUGUCCUGAUAAAAAGACCAUUGCUGUGGUCAUAUAAUAAGCUCAAAGGAUCAAUUACCUUGAAUAAGACAGAAGAAACGUAUGUACAUUUAGAACUAGUCAAGUCUCAGUCAGAGGAACUGCUAAAGAGGAUACCAGAGAAGAUGAAGAAUAGAGUUGUUACUCUAAAAGAAUUGGUGAAUCUUUUAGAAAAUCAAAGAGUUGAAAACAUCAAGUUACUAUUACAUUAUUUAGAAAAUACGCAACAAAUAUCAGUUGCCAUCGAUAAUGGAAAGGACCAGUUAGAAUCUUUGCUCAUAAAAUUUGGAGAUGGCCAUAAGGUAUCACCGAUAUCUGAGGCUGAUAUGGGAAUACAUACAUUGGAAAAGAAUGAAACAAUAUUGACUAAACAGUUGGAAGCAUUGGAAGAUGAAAUAGAAGAUAUAGUCAAGGAGGCCAAAGUACAACUAACCAAAAAGCAUAGGCAAAUGGCUAAAAAUCUAUUGAGGAAGAAGCAUGAACUAGAGAAGAGGAUAGAGAAAAAAUCAAAUGCUUUGCUCAAUGUACAGACAAUCCUAGAGAAUGUCAAAGAUUCCAAUACAAAUGCCGAUGUACUUGAAGCAUAUAAAAAUGCUGUUACAGCGUUUAACAAUUCCACAAAGACCCAGGGAAUGACAGAGGAUGCUGUUGAAGAUACUAUGAUAGAACUUGGAGAUGUCAUGGAAAUCCAUAAUAACAUUCAGUCAGCCUUAGCCAGCAGGCCAGUAGCUGAUGAUUCAAAUGAUGAAGAUCUUGAAAAAGAACUUGAAGAAUUGUUAGUAGUCCCAGAUGAUGAUAAUUUCCCUAAUGAUGGAGGGCAGAUAACAGACCUCAGUAAGCAAAUGGAAGAUCUCUCACUAAAUUUACCAUCAGUUCCUAAUGAUAGCCCUGUAAAGCAGCAGGAAGAUUCUGUUAGUGUUGAGAAACAAGAAUUUUUAAAUUAGUCUGAUGGUGCUAUGUUCUUGCUUUUGUAUAAGUUACUAAACUAUCAUCAAAAGCUUGAAGAAAACAGGGGAUACAGUAGGAGAUAAUUACAGUGAGUAUCAUGUGGCGAGGUGAACAGGACAAUCAAUCAGAUGCUUCAAACAGCAAUUCAGUUAGUUGAGGACCUGAUGAUAAAGAAAAUCUGCAGUUUGUUCACUCUCCUGUAAAAAGUGAUUAAUACUAAAUUCCGCGGUUUUAACCAGUUUGUUAUGAUGUAUUGCAGUAUCACUGACAUAUGUAGUAAUCUAAUUGAGAAGCAAAACACGUGAUACAUGAUUUUAUGAUCAAUUUAUUUUUUUCUAAAUUUAAAAUCAUUUGAUCCACAGUUAAUGUCAUAAUAACACUGUUAUUUUUGCGGUAAGGAGUUUGUAUAAUGUAGGAUACACCUCUUCUAAAUGAUUUGGUACCAAACUUUUUGGUUCCCCAUGAAUGUUAUUUAUUUUCUUAUAUUUUUAUUUAUUGUUCCAAGGUGUCUAAAAUUGUAUAUAUUGCUUUUUAUUUUGUUAAUAAAUGCAUUACAUAUUAACUUAAAACAGAUUCUUUUUGCACCCGAUAAAAUGACAUCGUGAAAGUUUUCUCGAAAUAUUUAUGUACUGAAAAUGCUCACAAAAGUGUAAAUUCUCAUUAAUCCCAACAAUAUUUUCAAAAGCUAUGUGAUAUAUUUUCUUAUAUUUUUAUUUAUUGUUCCAAGGUGCCUAAAAUUGUAUAUAUUGCUUUUUAUUUAGUUAAUAAAUGUAUUAUCAACUUAAAACAGAUUCUUUUGGCACCCGAUAAAAUGACAUCGUUAAAGUUUUCUCGAAAU